This is a messenger RNA of Cryphonectria parasitica EP155, 1419 nucleotides long. Its product is annotated as terpenoid cyclases/Protein prenyltransferase. Gene Ontology annotation, cellular component: protein farnesyltransferase complex. The record is from RefSeq and is a predicted model, not a curated record. Gene Ontology annotation, biological process: protein farnesylation. The coding region runs from base 1 to 1419 and encodes 472 amino acids. The transcript is spliced from 6 exons. NCBI's taxonomy places the organism in Eukaryota, Fungi, Ascomycota, Sordariomycetes, Diaporthales, Cryphonectriaceae. Gene Ontology annotation, molecular function: protein farnesyltransferase activity.
AUGGCCACUACACAGACUGCAACGAGCAAUCGAGACGACAAUGGUGCCGCCGCCGCCAGCAUGAUAUCUGACCUCUUCACUUCGUGGCCUCCUCUGAAGGAUGACCUUGUGACAGCUACAUCGACGGCCCAGGACGAGACGGUCAAUCUGUGCCUGCCUUAUUUGUCAGGCGACAAUCCUGAUGGCGGUCCGUACAACGAACACGGCCUGCCUCACAUCCAGAGGAAAAGGCACGUCAUGUUUCUGCGCAAGCAGCUGGGCCAGCUACCAGCUCCGUUCGUCGCUGCAGACGCCAGCCGGCCCUGGUUCCUCUACUGGUGCUUCAACGCCCUCAGCCUACUGGGCGAGGAUGUCUCCCCCUACCGCGAGAGCCUGGUGCGCACGGCACAAUCCAUGCAAAACGAGUCGGGUGGCUUCGGAGGUGGCAAUGGUCAACUGUCCCAUCUGGCUACAACAUACGCAAUCGUGCUUUCCUUAGCCCUGGUCGGCGGGGCAGAUGCCUACGAGGUUGUCGACAGGCGAGCCUUGUGGAAGUGGCUCUGCAGCCUGAAGCAACCGGGUGGGGGCUUUCAGAUGGCCACAGGCGGAGAGGUCGACGUGAGAGGCGCGUACUGCGCAGCGGUUAUCGUUUCCCUUUUGAACCUACCGCUGGACCUCACCCCCGAGUCACCGGCAUGGACUCCCGACCGUCCCACACUCUAUACAAAGCUUGCCGACUAUGUGCAGAGGUGCCAGACCUUUGAGGGAGGGAUAUCGGCCCACCCUGAUGGUGAAGCACAUGGUGCAUAUGCGUUCUGCGCACUAGGCUGUCUCGCCAUUCUGGAUUCUCCUGAUCGUAUCUUCCCGAGAUAUCUCAAUGUGCCACGGCUGAUCUCCUGGCUGUCCUCGCGCCAGUAUGCCCCCGAGGGCGGAUUUUCUGGCCGCACUAACAAGCUUGUGGAUGGAUGUUACAGCCACUGGGUCGGCGGCUGCUGGCCGCUGAUCGAGGCCGCACUCAGCGGCUCCGCAUCACCACUAUCAGCGCAGCCUGGUCGCAAAGGGAAGCUGCUGCUACCACCAUACGACGAGAGCCUGUACAGCCGGGAAGGCCUGAUUCGCUAUAUCAUGUGUUGUUGUCAAGAUCUGGGCAGACGCGGUGGCCUACGAGACAAGCCCAACCGCCCUUCAGAUGCGUACCACUCUUGUUACGUCCUAUCGGGCCUGAGUUCCGCACAGCAUAAGUGGAAGCUGGCCGCUGAGGCCACCACGGCCGCUGCUGCUUCUGCCGCUCUUGCGUCGUGGUCGGUAUCACCGCAUCUCGAUGAAGUGCAGGUCUUUGACGAGCAAGACCGCAUCGCGGCAUUGCAUCCGGUCUACGCAGUCCCCAUCAGUUGCGUGACGGACAUCAAGGCCUAUUUUGCCGCGAAGCAGGGGUUCUAG